CCCAAUUUUUUUUAAGCUGUUAUACAAAACUUUACAAUUAAGCCUUUUAUUCUGAAAGUUGCAACCGGAAGUAGACUCUCUUCAGUGCUGUGAGCAUGACGUCAGUGUGAGGUGCUCCGGCUCUGGAGGUGGAAGCAGUUGAGUCUCCUCAGUCAGCCGCCGGCGCCGCCUCCUCUCCGCUGCGGAGGACAGAGGACAGACCCUCAGCUGCACCGGGACUCAAGGGCCAAAGAGAGCGGAGUCUCCACCCGCCACUGCUGCUGCUGCUGCUGAGCCCAUUUGGGAGAUCCGUCCAGGCCUUUUUUCUUCUUCUGUGUGGACCGUCCAGGACUUAUCACCACUUGCUGAUCUACACACAGCCGAGGUCGCUAUGUCUGUCUGAAGUCCUGUAUCUUCCUGCAGCCAUGAUGGUCCAACAAAGCGCGGAGCUGUCCCACUGCUAGGCGACGGGGCAUCCGAGAGGACAGAAGACAUGUUGGGACAGACGCCCGGGGACCACUGCACUGAGUUCUGUUACUAUAGCAAAUACUGUAGUAACCAUGGAAAUGCUAUGGAGGACUGGUCUGGUCUGCAGUGUCGUCAUCGUCAUGGUUGCUACAGAGGUCACAGGAGGUCAUAGAGAUGAGUUCGCUGAGUCACAAGCUGCCUUUCUCACCAGCCUUGGCCAGUAUGAGAUUGCCAUCCCAGUACGUGUUGGACCGAAUGGAGAAACUCUGGAUACAGAAACGUCCCAACACCGUAGAAGAGGGCGACGCAGCACUGAAGACAGGCUGCCUGACUCUCUCUUCUACCAGCUCUCCACAUCACGAAACAACUUCCUGCUGAACCUGACGCUGCAGGGAGGCCUCCUGUCUCAGCAGUUCAGGGUGGAGUACUGGAAGAGAGGAAGAUUAGCCUGGAGUCAUCCCUACUCUCCUCACUGCCAUUAUGUGGGACACCUCCAAGACCAGCCUACCUCCAGCAAAGUGGCCUUGAGCAACUGUAAUGGCCUGCAGGGGGUGAUAGUUACAGGGGGAGAGGAGUACCUGAUUGAACCCCUUGUCUCACCAGAUAAUCAGACCAGGACGGAGAAGGGGGAGAGAGCAGAGGGGCGCCCCCAUGUGGUUUACAAGCGGUCAUCGCUCCGCCAUCAGUACAAGGGCCAAUCCUGUGGAGUCAUUGACGAGAAGCCGAUGAAAACGGCGUCAUGGUGGCAGCGGACUCUAAAAACACCUCCCCAUCACGUCGGACGCGGCCAGCUGCCUCUGAAGCGCUCGGUCAGCCGGGAGCGCUACGUGGAGACGCUGGUGGUAGCUGACAAGAUGAUGGUGGGCUACCAUGGCCGCAGAGACAUCGAGCAGUACAUCCUGGCUGUCAUGAAUAUUGUUGCCAAACUGUUCCAGGAUUCUAGCCUGGGGAACGCAGUCAACAUCGUGGUGACACGGCUCAUCCUGCUCAUGGAGGACCAGCCAACACUAGAGAUCAACCACCACGCUGGGAAGUCUUUAGACAGCUUCUGCAAGUGGCAGAAAACCAUCCAGCACCGGAGCAGCUACGGCAACGCCAUACCAGACAACGGGAUCGCUCACCAUGACACAGCUGUGCUUAUCACCAGAUAUGACAUCUGCAUCCAGAAGAACAAGCCCUGUGAAACCUUAGGUCUGGCUCCUGUGGGAGGGAUGUGUGAGCCAGAGAGGAGCUGCAGCAUCAACGAGGAUAUCGGCCUUGGAACAGCUUUCACAAUCGCCCAUGAGAUAGGCCACACGUUUGGGAUGAACCAUGACGGGAUGGGGAAUGCCUGUGGUCCUCGCAGCCAGGAGACCGCCAAGCUGAUGGCUGACCACAUCACCAUGAAGACAAACCCCUUCAUCUGGUCGCCCUGCAGCCGGGAUUACAUCACCAGCUUCCUGGACUCAGGUAUGGGUUCCUGCCUGAACAACAUCCCCCCUAAGCAGGAGUUUGUGUACCCGACCACAGCCCCGGGUCAGGCCUACGAUGCAGACGAACAGUGCCGCUUUCAGUACGGCGUCAGAUCUCGACAGUGUAAAUAUGCGGAAGUCUGCAGCGAACUUUGGUGCAUGAGCAAGAGCAACCGUUGCAUCACCAGCAGCAUUCCUGCUGCAGAGGGAACCAUCUGUCAGACCAACACCAUAGAGAAAGGGUGGUGCUACAAGAGGAUGUGUGUGGUGUACGGGACUCGUCCGGAGGGCAUAGAUGGGGGCUGGGGUCACUGGUCUCCCUGGGAGGAGUGCAGCAGGACCUGCGGAGGAGGAGUCUCUUCUUCUAUCCGACAUUGUGACAGUCCCAGGCCAACCAUCGGUGGAAAGUACUGUCUGGGGGAGAGGAAGCGCUUCAGGUCCUGUAAUAUUGAUGAGUGUGCUCCAGGCUCCCGGGAUUUCCGAGAGAUUCAGUGCUCUAAUUUUGACAGCGUUUCUUUCCGUGGAAAGUUUUACACCUGGAGGCCGUACAGAGGGGGUGGUGUAAAGCCCUGCUCUCUGAACUGCCUGGCUGAAGGAUACAACUUCUACACCGAGCGUGCUCCAGCUGUGGUGGACGGCACACCUUGCCGUGACGACUCUCUGGAUGUGUGUGUCAACGGAGAGUGCAAGCACGUAGGCUGUGACCGUAUCCUCGCCUCAGACGUUCGCGAGGACCGCUGUCGGAUCUGCGGGGGUGACGGGAGCAGCUGUGUGUCUGUGGAGGGACUCUUCAACGACUCGCUGCCAGAAGGAGGUUAUGAAGAAGUGGUCAGGAUCCCUAAAGGCUCCGUUUUCAUCCACAUACAAGAACUCAACAUCUCCUUAAACUAUCUGGUGCUGAAGAGUAAAGGAGACCAAUACUUCAUCAAUGGGAAGCUGACCAUUGACACACCACGCAGGUUCGACGUCGCAGGGACCGUCUUCCAUUACAGGCGGCCCACUGAUGGACCAGAAACUCUGGAGGCUCUGGGGCCAACAAACAUGACCCUGAUUGUCAUGGUGCUGGUGAGGGAGGAGAACCCAGGGAUCCAUUAUCGCUUCAACCCCCCACUGAGCAGGGACCCUCAAAACGGCUUUGCCUGGCACUACACAUCCUGGUCCCGCUGCUCAGCUCUCUGUGCUGGAGGUGUGCAGAUUCAGCAGGUGGUGUGCAGGAAGCAAGGAGAUCACUCGAUCGUCUACAACCACUUCUGUGAUAAGAAGAACAAACCCAAAGAGAAGAGACGAACCUGUAACACUGAGCCAUGCUCCCCUACCUGGUGGACAGGAGAGUGGUCGGAGUGCAGCCGCAGCUGUAACGGCGGCCUGCGGACUCGGGAGGUUUUAUGUAAAAGGAGGAUCUCCACGGCCGAGGAGAAGGUCCUGGAUGACUCCGCCUGCUCCUCCCUGCGCCCGUCUCUCACUGAGCCCUGCAGCAACCACAGCUGCCCCCCUGAGUGGCUGGCCCUGGACUGGUCAGAGUGCACGCCCAGCUGUGGUCCUGGCUACAGGCACCGUGUGGUCUUGUGUAAGAGCGGAGAGAGUGGGGAGACGCUGCCAGAGUCCAAGUGCCCCAAACACGGCCGGCCCACCUCCAGGGUGCGCUGCAACCUCCAGCGCUGCCCUCCCCCUCAGUGGGUGACUGGUCACUGGGGAGAGUGUUCGGCCAAGUGUGGUCUGGGUCAGCAGAUGCGCUCGGUGCAGUGUCUAACCCACGUCGGCCAGCCGUCCAAUGAGUGUCUGGAACAUCAGCGGCCAGCAGCCAUGCAGCAGUGCAAGAGCAAAUGUGACCUCAGUCUGCCCGUCAAUACUGACAACCCUGAAGAGUGUAAAGAUGUGAACACUGUGGCCUACUGCCCCAUGGUGCUCAGGUUCAAGUUCUGCAGCCGUCCGUAUUUCAGGCAAAUGUGCUGCAAGACGUGCCAGGGACACUGACCACACGGACACACAGCCUGCCUCUCUGGGGUCACGCACACACACUCACUCACAGUAAACCUGAAAACCCUCCCACUGAGCCUUUUACAGCAGCCCUCACACUGCCUCCGUCAGAGGAGGGUUAACCGGGACGCUGUCAGACUGACACCCGGUCCCGUUACUGGACCUUUUUCUAGCCCGAGCCAGUCUCCUCUCUGGUGCCGGGCUGAGUUUUACAUUCCACUGGAGGGGAGGGCUGCUGAAACCUGGAGAGACAUCGUUUCUCUAAGGAUGAACUCUCUGUCUCUCAAAACGAUCCCUCUGUUGUAAUAUUUUGGUGCUACUAUAUUUCAGUUUGGCCGCAGGGUUGGUCUCCGUACUCUCUCACACCUGGAUGUCAACAGGUGAUACUUGUUUAGUCAUGAAUUUAAGAAAUCCACUUUGUAAAGAAAAUGAUUUUCCAGAUAUCUUCGUCCAUAAAAAGGAACAUCAUACGUUAUAAAUGAAAGGUUUGUUUUUGUUAUCUAAUAGUUCUUACUUGACCACGAUGUUUUUAUGCCUUUGUUUCGUAUCAGACGUAUUCAUUGAGUCCUCCUCGCUGUUACUCGGCUGAAGUAUGAGCAGAGUUUGAAUUGCACAAAGUGUCAGCAGUUGGAGGACUUGUGUGUGUUUUAUGUUUGUGUUGAUGUGAUUUGACUUGAUUUCUCUGUGGAAGCUAUAAAUGAGUCGCUGCAGUGAAGCCGCCAUCGUCUUGCCAUUUUGGUUCGUUCGCUAAAAUGCUAUCAGCUCUACAGAAACACGGGACACACAGUGACACGGUCAGCGUGUGUAAAACCAGUGCUAACUCACAGGGACAUUUUCACAUAGGAGCCGUGUCCACUAAGGCGUUUUGUUUUUGUGCUGGGAGCGCCCACGACCU
Molecule: messenger RNA, 4770 nt
Organism: Notolabrus celidotus (New Zealand spotty)
Lineage: Eukaryota; Metazoa; Chordata; Actinopteri; Labriformes; Labridae
Gene: adamts10
Product: ADAM metallopeptidase with thrombospondin type 1 motif, 10
Exons: 26
Coding region: 540-3872 (1110 amino acids)
Biological process (GO): extracellular matrix organization; proteolysis
Cellular component (GO): extracellular matrix
Molecular function (GO): metalloendopeptidase activity
Source: RefSeq, a predicted model, not a curated record